This is a messenger RNA of Morone saxatilis (striped sea-bass), 2213 nucleotides long. RefSeq names its product adenine phosphoribosyltransferase (gene aprt). The record is from RefSeq and is a predicted model, not a curated record. Gene Ontology annotation, molecular function: adenine phosphoribosyltransferase activity; AMP binding; adenine binding. The coding region runs from base 56 to 601 and encodes 181 amino acids. The transcript has 5 exons. Gene Ontology annotation, biological process: AMP salvage; adenine salvage. Lineage: Eukaryota; Metazoa; Chordata; Actinopteri; Moronidae. Gene Ontology annotation, cellular component: cytoplasm.
AAAGUAGAGGGAGACACAGCAGCUGAGGGAGAGCAGCAGCGGUGAUUUGGUUAGAAUGGCAGCCGACACCGAGUCUAAACUCCAGCUGGUCCACAAACACAUCCGAGCUUUUCCAGACUUUCCGAAGAAAGGAAUUGUGUUCAGAGAUAUCUGUCCCAUUCUGAAGGAUCCAGCCGCUCUGACAGCAGUAAUAGACCUGUUCGAAGAACAUGUGAGGAAGAAUCACCCGCAGGUCGAUCUGAUCAUAGGUUUAGAUGCUCGUGGCUUCCUGUUUGGGCCUCUGCUCGCCCAGCGGCUGGGUGUCGGCUUUGUCCUGGUCAGAAAGAAAGGCAAGCUGCCUGGAACCACUGUGUCUGUGGCAUAUGAUCUGGAGUAUGGGAAGGCAGAGGCAGAAAUUCAGGAAGAUGCGGUGGCUCCAGGACAGAAGAUUCUGCUGAUUGAUGACCUUCUAGCUACUGGAGGGACUCUGCAUGCAGCCUGUGAGCUGAUGAGGAAGCAGCAGGCCGAGGUUCUAGGUUGCAUGGUGGUCAUCGAGCUCAAAGAGCUGAACGGCAUCGACAAACUGAAACCACACAGUCUGUUCUCCCUGGUUCAGUACUGAGGACCACUGUAAAACCAAUGUUUCCUUUUCUCUCCUGUAAUCAGUCAUGGGCUUCCCAAGUGACCACCACCGAACAAGAAACCUCUUCAGCUUGCGCACCUUUUUUUUUUGUACGGUUUUGCCAUUUCAGUCAGUGCUAAAAUAUACAUAAAUCAUUUAUACAUUAAUCUCUUAAUGCUCUGGUUGCAAGGACAGGAGCCUUACCCAGCAUGCUUUGGGCUUAUAAUCAAGCAGCAACCUCUGUGGCUGGCAAAUGAAGCCAACAUGACCCAGCCAAGUAACAACGAAAGUAACAAAAAACUGCAGUUCCUCAAACAGCCACUUGAGGCUGGCUCAAGGAGUGAGUCAAUCUCCAUAAGGGCCCCAUAUAAAAACUUUACAGCAGAAUGUUCAUGACAACUGUACGGAGGGGAAUUUUUAUAAAACUCACUCAUUUAUAUUAUAUUAAGGCUUAAAGUUAUUCUUAAUUAAGGACAUGGCCACUCCGCUCAUUUGCCCAUUUUUGGGAUUAGCCAGCUGACCGAGUCAGGACGGUCAGAACGGACAACACUGAGCUUCACUAAGGUUCUUCAGAAACCUAUGGGUGACGUCAUGGAGACGGUCCACAUUUAUGACAGAGAAACUAUUGGAUUUCCACGGAAUCUUCAGGAGUCUUUAAAUGUCUUAAAAUGCCUCAAAAUGUGCAGAAUUUUCUGUUCCUUUCACGUAAUGCAUGCUGGGAUAUGUUUCUGAAUCAAUGUGUGCCUAAACAGAAAUAAGUAUGUAUAGAGGAUUGGUAGGUAGAGAAUGGAUUUAUUAGAAUGUCCAUAUGUAAAUCUGUAUAUUUAAUAUCUUGCACAUUCCUAUUCUUUCAACAGAUUAGUUUAACUUUAAAGAAUAGGAAUGUUUCUGGGACUUGAUGGCUCUAACUAACAAACUCGCAUCUGUCUAGCUGUAGCACAUGCUGCUGACUAAUAGACAAUAAAAUACAUGAACAUUUGAUAAAACGGUUAACUGUAGCCUAGUUGUACAGUUCAUAAACAUAUUUCUUUUGGUGGAUUCAAAGGGUCUUAAAGUUUUAACAUUUGUACACAAAGUAUGUGAGAUAUCCAAACAUGGCUGUGAAUCUGAUUCCACUAUUGAUAUUUUUUUAACAUACAGCUGGUGGGAAAAAUAGCAGUAAAAAGCCAAACUAUAGUUAUACCUUCUACUGCUUAUGAAAUAAUCUUAAUACUGAUGCCUCUAUGUGACCCACAUAAACAAACCAUCAGUGAGAAGAUUGGCAAUUUCUAUAUAGUUAUUCUUAAUGUCGAGGUGGUAGGCACACUACCACUUUUGUCCACAGGGGGCAUCAGAAUCAACACAAAAAAAUAAAUCUUGUAGGGGCUUUAAGGCCAAAUAACGAUCAAAUAAGUUGACAGUAAACGCUCUGGGUUGUUUUUUGGUUAAGACCAAAGUGGUAUUUCAUCUGGAGUGUUGUAUUUAAAGCCAUACUGUUAUGAUUUACCUGUAACCUCUGUUCUCCUCACUAAUGCAUGUUUCCUUUGUGAUUUUCAGUACCGUUGUCCUUACUGCCUCAUUUUUGUAUGUUUGAACCACAUGUUCAUAUAAUAAAUCUAUGCAGAAGAUGACA